AUGGCAAGGCGUGGACCUAAAACCAACAAACAAAAAUUGGCCCCCGAGAAGGAGCGCUUUAUCCAAUGUUGUUCGGAUAUAACAUUGGAACUGACGAACUCGUUAACAUCGGGUUCCACCAAGGAAACCAACUUAAAUGGGCUUAUCACUAAGUUUUCUAAGAAGUACAAGCUUAAGCAGCAGCCCCGCUUGACAGACAUCAUCAACUCUAUCCCCGACCAAUACAAAAAAUACCUUCUCCCUAAGCUAAAAGCCAAGCCGGUGCGAACCGCGUCAGGCAUAGCGGUGGUCGCUGUCAUGUGCAAGCCCCAUAGAUGCCCUCACAUUGCAUACACUGGUAACAUCUGUGUUUACUGUCCUGGUGGACCAGACUCCGACUUUGAGUAUUCUACACAGUCGUACACCGGUUACGAACCCACUUCGAUGCGCGCUAUUCGCGCCCGUUACGACCCUUACGAACAAGCUCGUGGUAGAGUCGAGCAGCUCAAGCAACUGGGGCACUCGAUCGACAAAGUCGAGUAUAUUAUCAUGGGCGGUACUUUUAUGUCCCUUCCAAAGGAUUAUCGUGAAGACUUUAUAGUCAAGCUGCACAACGCCCUCUCCGGUUUCAACGGUAAUGACAUAGACGAGGCUAUCCAGUUUUCGCAGCAAAGUUUGACUAAGUGUGUGGGUAUCACUAUCGAAACAAGACCAGAUUACUGCACACAUACGCACCUCGACGACAUGCUGAAGUAUGGUUGUACGCGUCUAGAAAUUGGCGUGCAGUCUCUUUACGAGGACGUCGCUAGAGACACGAACCGUGGGCAUACUGUGAAGUCAGUUGCUGAGACAUUUUGUGUGGCCAAGGACGCAGGCUACAAAAUUGUCUCGCAUAUGAUGCCUGACUUGCCAAACGUUGGUAUGGAAAGAGAUAUCGAGCAGUUUAAAGAGUAUUUCGAGAACCCUGCUUUCAGAACAGACGGGCUUAAAAUUUACCCAACUCUAGUCAUAAGAGGAACUGGUUUAUAUGAACUUUGGAAAACAGGCCGCUACAAGUCUUACAACGCUAAUGCCCUUGUCGACUUAGUCGCUCGUAUCAUGGCUCUAGUUCCACCCUGGACUAGAAUUUACCGUGUCCAGAGAGAUAUUCCAAUGCCUUUGGUGACUUCUGGUGUCGACAACGGUAAUCUGCGAGAGCUAGCGCUGGCGAGGAUGAAAGAUUUUGGCACAACCUGCAGAGAUGUCCGUACGAGAGAGGUCGGAAUCCAGGAGGUCCAUCACAAAGUUCAGCCCGACCAAGUUGAGCUCAUCCGCAGAGACUACUACGCCAACGGCGGGUGGGAAACAUUUUUGUCAUAUGAAGAUCCAAAGCAGGACAUUUUAAUAGGACUUCUGCGACUCAGGAAAGCUUCCAAGAAGUACACUUACAGGAAAGAGUUCACCUCCCAAAGAACGUCUAUUGUCAGGGAGCUGCAUGUCUAUGGUUCAGUGGUGCCUCUGCAUUCUAGGGACCCGCGUAAGUUCCAGCACCAGGGAUUCGGCACACUGUUGAUGGAAGAAGCAGCGAGGAUAGCAAAGGAAGAACAUGGUUCAGAAAAAAUAUCGGUCAUUUCUGGUGUUGGUGUGAGGAAUUACUAUGCCAAGCUAGGUUACGAAUUAGAUGGCCCCUAUAUGUCUAAGAAGUUGUAA
Lachancea thermotolerans CBS 6340 is the source of this 1668-nucleotide messenger RNA. RefSeq names its product Elongator subunit ELP3 (gene ELP3). The transcript has a single exon. Bases 1 to 1668 code for a protein of 555 amino acids. Lineage: Eukaryota; Fungi; Ascomycota; Saccharomycetes; Saccharomycetales; Saccharomycetaceae. Gene Ontology annotation, cellular component: cytoplasm; nucleus; elongator holoenzyme complex. Gene Ontology annotation, biological process: tRNA wobble base 5-methoxycarbonylmethyl-2-thiouridinylation. The record is from RefSeq and is a predicted model, not a curated record. Gene Ontology annotation, molecular function: iron-sulfur cluster binding; acyltransferase activity, transferring groups other than amino-acyl groups.